Molecule: messenger RNA, 4795 nt
Organism: Anguilla rostrata (American eel)
Lineage: Eukaryota; Metazoa; Chordata; Actinopteri; Anguilliformes; Anguillidae
Gene: fhdc2
Product: FH2 domain containing 2
Exons: 12
Coding region: 407-3427 (1006 amino acids)
Source: RefSeq, a predicted model, not a curated record
UUCCCAGCUGUUUUAAAGCAGUGCCCGACAAUUUAAGAUAGUAAAACCAUGGGAAGUUUGCUCGAAACGUAUUUUCCCUGCUGUUUUCUCUCAUUGCGAAGUUCAUUGUAUAUAAUUAAAAGGCAAGCAAGAAAGAGGGGAGUGGACGUUCGGUUGUGCCGUGGAGCUGGAGUGAAACGUAGAGUGUAAUGUAAUGUAAACGGGGUGGGACCAAACAAGCCGUUCAUAAAGGAGGGCAGGAGAGGACCGCGCCGAAGUGCGCGCUUGCUGUCGUAUAUGCAGUUCAUAGUGGCUGUCAGAGGGCUGUGCCUGUGUGAGGACUGUGCUGAACACGGAGUGGAAGAGGCUGUGCAGGAAGCUGUGCAGUAAGCAGGAGGGCGGGGAGUAGCCACGCCCGUCGGCCUCCAUGCUGAUUACUCUCAGUGUGGCCACCAAGGAGCCUCAGGCCUUUCAUGGAGCACCGCCGGGCAACUCCUUCAGCUCCACGGCGGAAGUGACCUCCAUGGACACCCUCCCCGUCCCACCGCCUCCGCUCCCCCCUCCCCCACCGCCCCCGCCGCCUCCACCGGCUUUCACCCCCCUGAACCGCCGGGAUUCCGCCCGCCGCUCCCGGCUGCGCAACCUCAACUGGGAGCGGAUCCCCAAAGAGCGCGUGGAGGGGCGGAGGAGCGUGUGGAGCGGGGUGGCCAUCGCCGAAGACUUCGCCAUCGACCUGCGCUCGCUGGACGAGCUCUUCAGCCAGAAGGAGACGCAGCCUGCGGACAAAGUGCCCAGCUUCAGACGCAGCCUCAUACGCUGCGGGUCGCCCCAGGACCCCAGUGCCGACAAGCAGGUGUCCCUUUUGGAUGCCAAACGAAGCAUGAAUGUGGGGAUAUUUCUGCGACAGUUCAAGAGCGCGGCCAGCGAGAUUGUGCAGGACAUCAGGCAGGGGGCCGGGGAGAGGUACGGGGCCGAGAAACUGAGCGAGCUCUGCAAACUUCUGCCCGACAGCGAAGAGGAGAAGAAGCUGCGGUUGUUCAGUGGGGACCGCAGCCGCCUUGGAGAGCCUGAUCUCUUCAUGGUUCUGCUGGUGGAAGUACCCAGUUUUCGGCUGCGCCUGGAUGCCAUGAUCUUGCAGCAGGAGUUUGACCCUGCCGUGACCUCUCUGUGUGUGGCGGCCCGAUGUCUGGGGGAGGCGGCCAGAGAGCUGCUGAACUGUCAAGAGCUGCACUCCAUCCUCCACCUGGUUCUGAGGGCCGGGAACUACAUGAACGCUGGAGGAUAUGCUGGGAAUGCAGCUGGCUUCCGCAUUGCCUCACUGCUCAAACUUGCUGACACCAAAGCCAACAAGCCAGGCAUGAAUCUGCUACACUUUGUGGCCAUGGAGGCAGUGAAGAAGAACCCAAGCUUAUUAUCUUUCUCCAGUCAACUGAGCCACGUGGGUCCAGCCUCCAGGCAGUCUGAAGAAUCUGUGCAGGAGGAUCUCUCACGGUUACGGAUCAGGGUUGAGGCGCUGCGUGCCAACGUUCAGACAGAAGUUGAGAUCCAGCAGCAGAUGCGGACUUUCCUGGAGUGUGCAGAGGGGAGGUUGGGGGAGGUGGAGGCCGAGGUGGAGGCUUUGCAGAAGGCCAGCCAGGCCCUGGUGGAGUUCUUCUGUGAGGAUGAAACUAUGUUUAAGCUCGAGGAGGCCUGCCGCAUCUUCUACUCUUUCUGUCAUCGCUUUCAGAGAGCUGUCCAGGAGAACGCAGAACGUGAGCUGCAGGAGCAGCGGCGGGCGGAGCGACAGAGGGAGAGCGCAGAGAGGCGCCGUUCCAUCGCGGCCUGCGCAGAGCUGGGGCUCGGGCAGGGCCAGGACGACCUGGAGCGCACCCUGGAGAAGAGCCUCAGCUAUACCUGGCAGCGCCGCAGCCUGCGCCACCAUGAGGCCCGGAGGACCUCGCACCAGUUCAGCGCCCCCGGGCGGCUCAACUCCGACACCUCCCCCAGCCAGCUGGGACUAGCUGAGACUGCGUGCAUUAAGCAGGAGCUGAACAGGGACACUGCACACGGCACGCAAGGACUGGAUGCUAAUGUUGCACACAGCAGACAAGGCGUUAACACUGAUACCGUGGACAGCAAACAAGGACUGAACACUGAUUCUCUACACAGCAGACAGGAACUGAGCACUAACGCAAUGCAGAGCCAACAGGAGCUGACCACUGUUGCCCUUCCGAGCUUACCGAACCUCAGUACAAACGCCACACCCAGCCGACAAGACCCACCCAGCGACUCUACGCACCGGAUGCAUGGGCUGAGAAGUGAGGAGCUCCCUGUAAACACCAGGCUUGAGAAAGAGGAGCGUUCUGCUGAUACUGCACCGGAGCUGCCAUUUGAUAGCGCACACAGAGCCUGGGGCCCUGCUCCCAGCCCGUCAGAGAGCAUGUCAGUGAUGGUCGCCCAGGGCGGCGAUCCGACGGCCGACGAGCCGUCCGUGGAGAGCGCCCGGCUGCUGCGCCUGGUGUCUGAGAGGGUGCUGAGGCAGCAGGGGAGCCUGGGAGGGGCCUGCCCAGCCGAGGUGGACAUGCAGCCCGAAUCGAUGGUACCGGAGCCCGUCCCGCUGCUGGCGCAGGACGCAGACCCGCCCAGCCGGGGGGGCGAUCAGAUGUACCCCCGCGUGGGCGAGACUCUGGAGUGCCACACCCUGGUGCGGGGCCUGCGCUCCUACGAGAGCAUGACCACGCCCAUCCCCCGGCCCGCGCCCAGCCACUGCUCCAAGUGGAGGAAGGAGAGGGAGGCGGACGAGCGAGACGGAGCGAAGUCCCCCCAGAACAGGGACGACGGCCGCAACGGCAAGGACCCGGCCCGGGGACCGCGAAGGGGCCUGGCGCCACGACUGGGGUCUCCUGGCAACCCUGGCGUGCCCAGGGUUCGCAGCAAGGCGGAGUCCGCGCUCGCUGACGACGGGCCUCCCGCGCGCCUGUCUCGGCUGCCCCCCCCUCGCAGCGCCUCCGUGCGCUCAGCCGCGCCCGUCCGGCCGUCCGCCGUCCAGCCCGAACUCAAACGGGCCGCCAGCGCGCGGGACAAAGUGCGGGUCGCGGCCGAUCCGGUGGGAAAGCCUGGCCGGGGCCUUCCGGAGAGGACCAAGCCCGAGAAGGACAAGGCGGGGGGGGCCGUCCCGGGUGGGUUCGUCAGGGGCUCCCCCCUGCGUGUGACCAAGCGUCUUGCCCCUAACUCCGAGUCCCACACCCCCUCCCCGCUCCGCUCAGUUCAGAGCCCCUCCUCCAGCACCGCUAAGACCAUUCGCAAAGCCGUUAUCACUGCUGCAGCUAUGAAAACUGCCAAGAACUGUGAGUCCAGCAAGCCCAAGAGCCCAGGGACAAGACUGCCUGGGCCCAAGGUGUCCCGUCCUGCCUCUCAGCCUGCCUCUCAGCCUGCCUCCCAGUCUGCCUCUCAGCCUAUGUGGAGGUGAACCGUGAACACCAAUAUAUAUAUAUGUAAAAGUACAUGUAUAUAUAUCAUGUAUAUAUAUUUAUGUGCAUACAUCCACAGGAAACUAUAUGUAUCUGGGUAUGCAUGCAGUCUUUUAAACUGAGCUUGAAGAGAUGGGCAAUGCAUUUCCUUGAGGUCUGCACUUCUUCUGUGCCUCCCCCAGUGCCAUCUCCAGAAACCUUCACCUGAUAUUGAACUCCUGCAUCCGUCAUUGUUGGGAACUAUGAGCGCCCCCCUCUCUGUAUUCCCAAGUGAAAGUGAGGAACACCAGAAUCACAGGGGCAGAGGGGGCAACUGACUUUAUUGUUAGCCCUAUCUACUGCCAUCUGCUUAGAUUUGUGAAUAGAGUCACUGUACUUUCUCAUGCCAAGUGCCUCUGUUAUGUAUAUGGGAAAAAUGUGACUGUUGGGAUACUGCACUAUCUUGUCCAGCUACUACUACCUCCAGCCACUAGGGGGCCCUGUGCAGGUAAUGGGGCACCUCUGGGGGAAUCCCUCAGUAUACCUCCAGGCAUAUACCUGAAAUGCAUUACCCCCACUGUGUAUCGGACCUUAUUCAUUUGCUUUUGGUGUCUCAAAGAAGUACAACACUUAAAAGCUAGCAUGUGUAUUGACAUCAUUCUCCUCUGCCUAUACGUGUUUGCUAGUCUUCCAAAGUACUUGAUUUUCAUCAGAUUAUGUUCUGAAGUCUAAGGGCAGAUAGUACAAUGUGACCUCACAUGUUCAGGUGGCUGUUGGUUUAGCUCUUGCUGCAUGUGUAAGUUAUGGGGAGCAGUUCUAAUUUUUCCAAGUUCCUGCUUUAGCCCCAGUCUUAUCUUUGCCUCUUCCUGUCUUGCCAUAUACUCUAGGACUGUUCCAUUCCAUCUACAUCUUCAGGUUCAUGCCCUAGAUUUUCCUGCAUGAAGAAAGGCUAAAAAGUCUUUAGCCCUAACCCAUUCAACUCAUGAGAAUUUUGACAGAACAGAAAAUUAAUUGCAUUUAUUCAGCACAAUUGGUUUGAUGUGAAUGUCAUUUCAAAGGUCAGAACAUUAAACUUCAUGUAUUAUUAUUAUUUUUUGCAAACACACACACACGUUCUUUAAUGGUCCAGCCCAGCACUAGGUACAGAACUGACCACACUCAGACUCUCUCAGCGGGACCUUCUCUUCCUGGUGCACUUUAGAAACUGAAGAGGGAUUGGUGCUGGGUGUAUGUAUUGCAUUAUUAUAUGUGGGAUAUGUUUUGUUAUUGUUUUUGCUGAAAAAAGAAAAAAUAAUUUAACAGAAUAAAUGAUUAUUACCUGGUGUAAUUUUUGUAUUACAGACAUUUGUACAUAAGAGAAAGUAAAAUAAAGAUGGUCAUCGCAAUCA